Molecule: messenger RNA, 812 nt
Organism: Perca flavescens (yellow perch)
Lineage: Eukaryota; Metazoa; Chordata; Actinopteri; Perciformes; Percidae
Gene: atp5mc1
Product: ATP synthase membrane subunit c locus 1
Exons: 5
Coding region: 118-531 (137 amino acids)
Biological process (GO): proton transmembrane transport; proton motive force-driven ATP synthesis
Molecular function (GO): proton transmembrane transporter activity
Source: RefSeq, a predicted model, not a curated record
CUGAGCUUAUAAAUGACAAGGUGACAGGCUGCCCCAUCCUACAUUCAUUGACUGCCGCUGUGUGCGAGAACAGAUAAUCCCGGACCCUCCGAAAGCCGUAACAGACCGCUCCCAGCCAUGUAUGCCUGCGCCAAGUUUGUCACUUCUCCUGCUGUGCUGCGUGGGGGGUCCAGAGUCCUCGCCCGGCCAGUCUCAGUUUCCCUCUUCAACAGACCUGAAGCCACAGUGGAGCAGCAGGCUCUGUUGCCAGUCAGCCAGUCCGCAGUCCUGACCCGCUCCUUCCAGACCAGCGCUGUGUCCCGGGACAUCGACACUGCCGCCAAGUUUAUUGGUGCUGGUGCUGCCACAGUGGGUGUGGCCGGCUCAGGGGCUGGAAUCGGAACAGUGUUCGGCAGCCUUAUCAUUGGCUAUGCCAGGAACCCCUCCCUGAAGCAGCAGCUCUUCUCCUACGCCAUCCUAGGUUUUGCUCUGUCUGAGGCUAUGGGUCUCUUCUGUCUGAUGGUGGCAUUCCUCAUCCUCUUCGCCAUGUAAACCUGGAAACGCCCACAGCUCUGCUCCCUUCACUUACCCCUUCUUUCCUGUCUCCCUCCUUUACAUCCGGAGGGGGUUUUCCAGAACAGGAACUCUGAAUGAGCCGAAAGUCCAUUCUAAUCGGAAAAAUAUAAAUGGAAAUAAUAUUUACAUCUGAGGUUUACAAACCUCCAAUCCUACAUUUUUAUGUUCCUGCGCUUAUUUUUGUUUUUCAAAAGUUUAAGUGUAAGACCUCACUUCGGUUAAAAUCUGUCCAAAAUAAAUGGUUGGGAUAACUAAAA